Molecule: messenger RNA, 1157 nt
Organism: Pimephales promelas (fathead minnow)
Lineage: Eukaryota; Metazoa; Chordata; Actinopteri; Cypriniformes; Leuciscidae
Source: RefSeq, a predicted model, not a curated record
GAAAGUGCUGUUCGAGUAAAAGAUGAGUAAGGUACAGAAGAAGUGAAGCUUGUGGCUCCUCCUCUGUUUUCUAGAGCUGACAGUCCCAGACAAAUGGAUAAGAGUGAAGUUACUCCUGCUCAAACUCUCCCAUGCAGUUCUUCCACCACCAGCAGACACACACCACCUCUGCUCGACGGGCUGAUAGACCCUCCGAGAUCUUUGUCUUUGAGAUUCGAAAGUCUUUUCUUUCUGUUGUUGUCAGCGCAGGAGACCUUUGUGCUCUUCUUGAAAUCUCAGUCUGCAGAUAUUCAAGUGUGUUGCAGCGACGAAACUCCUCCUAAAUGCUGACUGAGCCGUGUGGCCUGAUGGGAUCGGACGUCAGAGACCUGAGCGCCUUGCUUCCAGCGGUCCCAGCGCUGCCGGGGAGGGACUCCAACUGUUCCCUGCCCCUCGGCGGAGCUCCGCAGUGGGGACCGAUGCUGGACUUUCACCCGGCCUCCCAGUACGGAUCUCUUCCCUCACACUCCUUCGUCAAACAGGAGCCGGUUUGGGGGCCCGCAGACCCUCACGAGGAUCCUCACUGCGGUUUGGGGGCCUUCACCGUGCACUUCUCAGGCCAGCUCACGGGGAUGCCCUUCGCCGAUUCUCCCUCCAACCAGAGCCGGAUGUUCUCCGGCGGGCCGUAUCUGGAGAACCCUCCUGUCCCGCGCAACCAGGGUUAUGGUACAGUAGCAUUUGAUGGCACUCCCAGCUACGGUCACACACCUUCACACCACACACCUCCGUUCCCCAACAAUACCUUCAAACACGAGGACCCCAUGUCCCCACAAAGCACUAUGGGUGAGCAACAGUACCCCGUCCCACCACCUGUCUAUGGGUGCCACAGUCCUCCUGACAGUCAGACCCUGCUUUUGAGGAACAGCUUCAACAGUGAUAAUCUGUCCCAAAUGGCGUCACAGUUAGAGUGUGUUUCCUGGAAUCCAGUGACACCCAGUGUAAAGAGUCACAGUGGCAGUUAUGAGGCCGACCCCAUGGUGUACAGCUGCAGCGCACAGUAUCACAUACACACACAUGGUGUGUUCAGAGGAUUACAGGUGGGUGAAAAGCAAAACAGAGACAAAAUCAUACAUAUACACAUUCAACUCUGCACACAUUACAUUCUCAGAAUCACAUAA